CCCCGCCGUUGUAAAGCAAGCCACAACAAAACAGUUCAAUACUCAAUCAAAGAAUAUUAUCGAGUGAUUAUAUCUUCCUAACUCAUAUUUCAUUCUUGGUCCGCCAUCUGAUCGGGUUAAUCCCAUCAUUGGUGCUUCCAUUGAGAGAAAAUUGAGAGAUAAGGCUGUGAGAUUAUGGCCGGACGAAGGACGAGACGUAACCCUGCUACUUCUGCCCAGUCGACGGUGAGGAGUGACAACCCUGAACAGGGUAUGAUUGUCCCUGUCAAUGGGUUGGAAAUGGCGCUAAAUAAUGUGGCUAACAUGAUGGCCAACAUUAUGGAGCGAUUGGAUAAGGCUCUUCCAGGUCCAUCCGGAACCCGGGAUAUCCCCGCCGGGCAACCCCGCCAGGUCCUGCGUACCGCGAGUUCUCCUAUCCUACAGGAGCUCCAUGAUCCGGAGGAGGUUGAAAGGGAAAGGCGAGCCAUUGACAGACGCCGGGCGGAGGAAUUGGCCCGAAAUAACAAGGUGAACGAAGGCCAUGCUAAGGAUCUAAGCCGGAUCUUCGGUGAUGGACACGAAAACCCGCGGGGAUCUGUCUUUGAAAGGAUAUCUCGCCAGAAAGCUCACGUUAGUGAGAGGCUGGGGAAGAAUCCGGAAAAGGCACCCCAGGGUUGGAUACGACCCCAGGCCAGCCAGGUGGCAUCUUCCAAUCGCGAACCCCGGCAGCGGAACGACCGAGGCGCGAGCCAAGUGCCGGUCCGGUCGUUACGGAACCUGGAGGCGGACGAAGUUCAAAGCCAAGCCAGGGUCCCAGCACCACGGCGUUUGAGACUGCUGGCGCCGGAAGCUGGUGAAUUUCAAGACCUGAGACAGCAGAUCCAGGAGAUGCAGAGGAAGAUAAAUAAGGGUCGAAUAUUCACUACCCGAACGAAUACUCCCUUGGCUCCGGAGAUCUUUGCGGAACCAUAUCCGCAGGGAUUCAAAAUGCCAUUUGUCAAGCGUUAUGACGGCGAGUCAGACCCCCAAGAGCACAUAAAUAGCUAUGUCCAAGUGAUGAUCGCCGUGGACGCCAGUGACGCACUCAUGUGUCGGUGCUUCUUGCAGACCGUUGAUAGCAAGGUUGCAGACUGGGUCAACCAUAUCCCUGCCGGAUCAAUCCGAACAUGGGAUGAAUUGGGACUACGGUUCCUAGAGCAUUUUGCCGGGAACUGCCGUCCCAAGAAGCAUUUCACUCACUUGGCAUCAGUGCGACAGAAGCAUGGUGAAUCCUUGAAGAAUUUCCUUAUCCGAUGUAGGAAAGAGUCCAGGGAGGUUGAAGGAACUGAUGAUAAAUCCAGGUUGGCUAUGUUCACGGCGGCAUUACAGGAUGGACUCCUUCACACCGAUCUCACUACCCAUCCCCCGGAUACCUUCGAAGAAGCGAUGGUCCGGGCAGGGAGGUACGUGACCCUGGAAGAAAGAAAGGAGGAGAAGAAUGAAAAGACCCCUAAAGAAGAAGAGAAGACGGGGAAUAAGAAGCCAUUCAAGAAUAAGAAGCAAGGCUUCCCGGACGGCCCAAAGGGUGCAAGUCCUGGGACCUCGGAGAAGCACAAAUCUGCUAACCCGGUCUUCACAUUGCCAGUGACUGAGGUCAUGGCCCAUGCAGCACAGAAGAGACUUAUGACUUACCCGACCUAUUCUCAGAAGGUCUGCAAUGUGGAAGACACUGGAAAAUGGUGUGCCUACCACCGUAAGAAUGACCAUAACACGGAAGAUUGCUACACUCUGAAGAAUGAGAUGGCAAGGCUGAUCCGCCGGGGUCAUCUGAAGAAAUUUGUACAAGAUGGUGACACCGAGAAUCCCGGAAAUGCUCAGAAUGGGAAACGCAGAGACAAAGAAGUGGCCCAAGCUGAGGCCCGGGAGAAACGUCACAUCGGGCUUGAAGACGAGGAGGAGGAUUCGGAACCCGCACCGCAUCGCCAGAAGAGACACCUGUUAGAAUAAGUGCCCUUCACUAGAGGGGGGGUGAAUAGUGAGGCACGAGAAUGUUUAUAAAUUUUCACGGAAUAAAAAUCGCAGGGAUACAGUAAAGAGCGGAAUAAAAA
Molecule: messenger RNA, 2066 nt
Organism: Cuscuta campestris
Lineage: Eukaryota; Viridiplantae; Streptophyta; Magnoliopsida; Solanales; Convolvulaceae
Source: the annotation of a GenBank genome assembly